GUUCAAAAUACGAGAUAUGGGAAUACCUAGUUUCUUCACGUGGUCGCUGCCCUACCACAUGGAGCCUUUAUCUGCCAGCCAUCGAGGAAAUACACACUCUUUAAGGUGGUAAUGCCAUGCGUGGCGCUCAGUUCUCCGUAUGCACAUCUUUCCCUUGGGUCAACGCCAACCCACGUGAUCCGUUGUUUACUCGUGGUUCACUGUUCGGAGCUUAGCGAUGUGAUAUGACGUUGGAGUUUUGUUUCACGCUUUCAUUGAAAUGGAGGAAAACAUUCAACUUUGCACCUUUUGCUUGUAUUUCAUACGCGUGCUCUACUGUUCACGAACUGAAGACAAUUGGUGCUCGUAGGAGAUUGUUCCCUCAUACAUCAUGGCCACACUACCACCCAUCACGGAGUUGCCAACCCUCGAUACUGAAGAGAGAGCGCAAGUGCUAGACCUACUAUUUGAGCCAUGUCAACAACUUCAUACCCUGUCUGUUAACUUACUCCGAGAGAAUACGUAUUAUUCAUACGAUGAGCUCAUCGAGGCUGUCGGCAAGCAACUGACAGACCUCUCCGAGUCGAAUUUGGAAAGCGACAACAAAUGGCUCGAAGCAAUUCUCUCGGCUCAUCCACGUCUUGGCGAGAAAAAGGUCGAGAGCGAGCAGAGUCGCAAGGAGCAAGCUCAGCUCAAUCAAGGCGGUGAAGGAGAGACAGCCAUGCUGGCGGAGAUGAACAGAAAAUAUGAAGAGACCUUCCCAGGGCUGAGAUAUGUGUAAGUUGUCAUCCUCCCACGAAGCUCGGCUUCGACCAGUUUCUAGAACGACGCGCUCCCUUCGCGACCGCUGACUCGGACCCGUGCAGGGUUUUUGUGGACGGACGAUCUCGGCCCGUCAUCAUGGCGGACAUGCAGAAGCGGAUAGAACGGGGAGAUCUGAAGCAGGAGAAGCGGGAUGCGAUCACGGCAAUGUGCGAGAUCGCAUCUGACCGAGCAAAGAAAUUGGGUGCAUCCUGAUGAGACCGGACGGCAGCAAAGCACAGCACACGCUCUGUCGUGUAUACCAUUUGGACCCAGCGUCACAGCAAGGCGAGAUUCAAGGCGCUACCGUAUAGAUCUGUCAAUGACCGUCACAAUUACCUUGAACAUCGGUUCGGCACAUCUCGAUUGAUCCUUACGGAGUACUCAUAUCCCAGAUCAAGCCGGCUCUCGCUGCGAUGCCGCACUGGCUCAAUAGCGCACAGUAGUAGGUGCACCAGUAUCGUUGCGAUAGAUAGUCUCUGGACAACGUGUCGCUGUCACUAUUUACUGUCAAAAGUCACCACCGACAUAUAGAAAUUCUAGCAAUGGCUAUUCCUCUAACUGAAAA
Messenger RNA from Exophiala xenobiotica, 1348 nucleotides. RefSeq lists its product as hypothetical. The record is from RefSeq and is a predicted model, not a curated record. Bases 371 to 760 code for a protein of 129 amino acids. Lineage: Eukaryota; Fungi; Ascomycota; Eurotiomycetes; Chaetothyriales; Herpotrichiellaceae. The transcript is spliced from 2 exons.